Messenger RNA from Acinonyx jubatus (cheetah), 8384 nucleotides. It is a transcript of the gene OAZ2, whose product is annotated as ornithine decarboxylase antizyme 2. Gene Ontology annotation, cellular component: nucleus; cytoplasm. Gene Ontology annotation, biological process: positive regulation of protein catabolic process. The record is from RefSeq and is a predicted model, not a curated record. NCBI's taxonomy places the organism in Eukaryota, Metazoa, Chordata, Mammalia, Carnivora, Felidae. Gene Ontology annotation, molecular function: ornithine decarboxylase inhibitor activity.
AUGAUAAACACCCAGGACAGUAGUAUUUUGCCUUUGAGUAACUGUCCCCAGCUCCAGUGCUGCAGGCACAUUGUUCCGGGGCCUCUGUGGUGCUCCGAUGCCCCUCACCCACUGUCGAAGAUCCCCGGUGGGCGAGGGGGCGGCAGGGAUCCUUCUCUCUCAGCUCUAAUAUAUAAGGACGAGAAGCUCACUGUGACCCAGGACCUCCCUGUGAACGAUGGAAAACCUCACAUUGUCCACUUCCAGUAUGAGGUCACUGAGGUGAAAGUCUCUUCCUGGGAUGCAGUCCUGUCCAGCCAGAGCCUGUUUGUAGAAAUCCCAGAUGGAUUAUUAGCUGAUGGGAGCAAAGAAGGAUUGUUAGCACUGCUAGAGUUUGCUGAAGAGAAGAUGAAAGUGAACUACGUCUUCAUCUGCUUCAGGAAGGGCCGGGAAGACAGAGCUCCACUCCUGAAGACCUUCAGCUUCUUGGGCUUUGAGAUUGUGCGUCCAGGCCAUCCCUGUGUUCCCUCUCGGCCAGAUGUGAUGUUCAUGGUUUACCCCCUGGACCAGAACUUGUCCGAUGAGGACUAAUGGUCAGAGGAUGCUUUGCCCAAGAGCCACAGUGGGGGGAGAGGGGAAGUUAGGCAGCCCUGGGACAGAGGAGGGGGCUCCUUGCUGUCUAGGGAAGGACGCUGAGGGGCUCAGGGUGAGGGUUGCCUAUUGUGUUCUCCGAGUUGACUUGUUGAAAUUGUUUUCCAUAAAGAACAGUAUAAACCUAUUAUUCACAUGUAAUCACCAAUAGUAAAUGAAGAUGUUUAUGAACUGGCAUUAGAAGCUUUUUAAACUGCGCUGUGUGAUGUGCUCUAUCUAGCCUAGGGGAGGACAUUGCCUAGACGGGGAGGGACUGUCUGGAUCCAGGGGCAAGGCUUGGGGGGCUGGUGGACGGCACUGUCAGGCUCAGGUUCCCCUGCUGUUGUUGGGCUUUCUUUUUUGGUUUUUAAGACUGUGUAUUUUCUUUCCUUGCUUCCUGUCAACCCAGGACUCCUGAAUAUAGGCUUUUCAGCCCCUGGGCUGUGUCCUUGAGUUUUUCGACACUCUACCUGGGCUCCUCUGUGUGCAUUUGUGUCUGGCCUGGAGAAACCAGGUCUCACCCCCUCCUUCUUUACAGCUUAGUGUUGUUCUGGCAUUUGGUUAAGCUGGCUUAAUCUGUUUAAUGUUAUCAGUGCAUUUCAAAUAGGGGCAUUGAAGUUCACUCCCACCACCAGGGCUUUCUUUGGGGUGCCUGGGCCUUAAAACACUAGCCAAACUCCCAAUUUGCAAAUCAUAGCCAGGAGUUCUUGCUCCUGGCUGUAGGCCCAGGACCCAAGGUGUCUCUUUCUUAGGGUCACAAAGAGCAGAGAGGAAGAGGAAUAAGCAACUCAGGGCCUGGGGGUUGUGUGGGAAUCUGCUCUUAGGGACUGGAUGCCUCUGCCUGGCCGAACAGUGCUGACUGCCCCUCUUCUCAACAGGUUCUGAGUAGUGCCUGAGACCCUGCCCCAUAGGGCUUAGGGGUGGGAUUGGGGGUGUAGAAGUGGCCUGCCCUUUUCUGUUUUCACUGAACAGCUCAUCCUAAGGGGGGAGGAAGGGGGGAGAGAUCUAGAUUGGGUGAGGGGGGUGGGGGUGUCAGGGAGGCAAGUGUGUUGUGUUACUGUGUCAAUAAACUGAUUUAAAGUUGUGGUUGGUCUGUUUUUCAUUCCUGUACCAGGACCAGCUUUCUACCAUUACUCUUUUGAGUCUAGAGCCUAACGUAGCAGGGGUGUGAUACAUGCUUCUCAGGAAAAGCGCUGCAGUGCAUCAGGACAGAUAAACCAGCUGAGGCUUCUGGGGCCACCAAUAUACUGCAAAACACAGUUGCUAGGCGCCUGGGACAAACUGCCAGUACCCCCCUAGAGAGGUAUGUACACAUCUGCUUCAUCCAGAAUAGAGUCUAUACCCAGGAUCCAGGUUGUUCUUAGUGUUUUCCUUUUGUGUAGGAGGCUGGGUCCUGAAACUGGGUUUCGGCUUUUGCAUGGAGAUGCCUGACAUUCCCAUUUCUGGAGGUGUUUGAAGGAAGCAGCACAUACCUUCCCUAGAAAGGUGUGGCUGCCAUUCCCCUUGCACCACCAGCUGGAUGAGUAAGCUCUCAGUGGCACUGUAGGGAGCUAGAUUCCCCCCCACCCCCCUUUGAAAGUAGGCUACACGUGGGGAGCUCGAAUUCAGAACCCUUAGAUCAAGGGUCACAUGCUGUACCGAUUGAGCUAGCCAGGUGUCCCUUGAAUUUUUCAAGCGCUUACUAUCAUUUUUUUCUCUUUUGCUUCUGUUUUCCCAAGUGAUGGACAGGUUUUUCUUCCUAUAGCUUUGGAACUAUCUGCUGUUGAGCUGUGGCUGUCCUUAGUUUUUCUGAGUCUUUGGCCCAUUUUCACAGUGUUCUGUGUGGCACUUGUGUUUUCACACUGGCCAAGUUACUAACUUUGGACUCCACCUGAUAUUCAUAAAAAUGAGCGCAAUACCUCCAUCUUCUACAGUAUUAGGGGAAGGUCUGGGGCUGGAUAUUCAACGGAAAUGGGAAGGACUUAAAUCUGUCCUCCAUGGAUAUAAUCCCUAGAGGCAGCGAAUGAAAAACGGUCACUGCUGUGAGAUACCUACAGCAGAGGUCUGCAUGAAUGCGGACAUUGGCCAAGUUAAUGUAGGCAGUUUAGGAUUAUGUUGAACUCAGACUUGGGGAAUCUACAAGACAGGAAUAAAGAACCAAGAUCAAACGCAGUCCUUCAAACUGAUAGGAAACAAACACAUUGGAGGUUCUGCUGCCAUCUGCUGAUGGACCCCCUUCAAUACAGCUACAGUUAGAAGCGUUGAAUUGGAAACCCAGGCCCUCAGGUAAGCUUUCCUUUUGGAAAAAGAAAUUUUGCUAGAUAGGACCCCUGGCAGGAAAGAAAUAUGGUACCCAAAAGCUGCACUCCAAUCAAAAAAGUAACUUAGAAGGUGUUAAUAUUUUGAGGGGUGAUGGAAUGGGAUAGGGAGGAUAUGUGAAAGGCAAACUAAGUCUAAAUUUAAGAACAGGGACAUUAAAAACUUUAUUCAAUAAAUACAACAAAUAAUUUAAAAAUAUACUUCAAUUCCAAAGCCAAUUAAGAAAAGGAAGUAGAGAGAAAGGGGAAAAAAAGGGGAGCAGGAGAUCAGAGGAAAAGGAGAAAAUUCAAGAGGCAGAACAAUGGUUUGGUUGGGCUGUGUUUGAGAAUAUACCACCCUCUGAAAUUCUGAUCAAAUGCUCUGGACUCAUAAAUCCUUAGCCCUUGUUCUGAUGGGGUAGCCAUAGGAGUCCUCCAGCCAGGAAUGAUUCUCUGGGCUCUGGAUCAGAGCACUCUGGAAGCUGGAAUUGGGGAGGGGGUGGGAAUGUUAGGGGACAGUUUCUCUCUCAUUCCUAAAAACCGUCCGUUCUAACUCCCAGGGAGUUCAAGUAGUGCAAACUCUUAGAGAGCUCCCAGCUGCAUAGUUUUACAGUGAGUGUCCAAAGCCAGGGCCUCCGGGGGGAUAGACCUCAGGGUACUUGAGGGGUCCAAAGCCACUUUGGUGAAUGGGGUCUAAGGGGGAAGACAGGAGAGGCCAGGGCACAGGAUAAAGCCCUGGAUAAGCCAGUGGCCAAGCUGGAAAACACCACUGGGCAAGAAAGGGCUCAAGGGCAGGUAGUCUGGACACUGGAUUCAACAGUUUGCCAUCAGCCAGGGAAGGUGGAGCUGAGGAUGCAUAUGGAGCAGGACCAGGAAGAUCAGGAAAGCUGAGGGAAAACAGAAAAGCAGGGAAGGAGGAGGAGGCAGCUCAGCAGCAAACUCCAAGAGAAAUAACCAGCAGCCCUCACAGAUUUGUGAUUGUCUCUUAAAAAGAUUUAUUUUCUCUUCUUGCCUGAAUGUACAAAGGCAAAAAGAGUACAGUUUGUAUAUAUAUAUAUUUAUAUAUAUAUAUAUAUAAAAAACAAGGAACUUGGUAAUGUACACUUUACAGAAGGGAAGAAUCAGGAAGACUGAAAUUAAAUCCAACAGAGCAACGCCAAUGGAACAAAAGCUAUGAACAGCAACACUGCCCCUCCAGCCCGGGCCUCCAGCUCGCCCCAACCUGCUCCCAAUGGGGGGCUGAGCACCAAGGCAAGCGGGUGGGCUGGGGCAAGAGGGGCUGGGGGCGGGGCCUGGGAGGGGCUUGAUCCCAGGAGGGGCCCAUGGCAGAGGAUCAUCAGAGAGCUUCCUGGGAUGCCCUAGUAGUAAAACAAAUGACAAAGGCCCAGAAUUAUGGGGCCAACUAGCUGCCCAGUUAAAUCACAGGGGCAGGAGAGUAGACAUUGGGAUGGUAACAGGGUACACAGCAUAAUGAGCAACAAGGGUGACCUCAAAGCCCGUGUACAGUAACUCUAGCCCUUCUACAGUCUCACCCUCCCACCCCAAAACCACAUCCUCUCACCCUCCCCUUGGAGCCCGGAGAGAAUAUUCAAGAAUCACCAUUUCAUUUCCUGGGGUGCCUUCUUAACCAUUCUGCCUGUGGUCAUUUGACCUGGAGACGUGUGGAGGGAAUGAGGUAAGAGAAGGGAACUUUGUACAUGUACACAUACAUGUACAGGCAGGGAAGGGGGAUGACGGAAACCGGCACACCUUAAGUGAGGAAGCAGAUGUGAACCCUAAAGAGCAGCUCUCCCAGCCCUGGCUGUCCUAACUGGGGAUGAGGCUCCCUCCCUGUAGGUCCUCUGUGUGGAGCCCCGGUGAACGAGGUUUGUGAAGGGGCAGAGGUGGCUCAUAGAGAGCUUUGGUCUGGUGGUCUUGGUCCCAGCAAGCUAUUCCAGCCUUUGCUCAUGGGGUGGAAUCCCUGCUGAGUGUCUCAUCUCUCUGAGCAAGUCAUGGGUGCCACAGGUACUCCUACCUGUGUGCCUCCUCUCCAUAGAGGCUGGAGGUGGACAGCAGAUCCUUCACUCAGCACUUGUCAAGGAUCUCUGCUUCCUUCGUUGAUGCAGCUGCUGCAUGUUAUUUCAGGGAGGGAAGACUGGACCUGGCAAGGAGCAGGGACCAGGAAAAGACAGUGCUAUUCUGCCAUUGUUGCUUUCACCUGCUCUUCUGGGAGCUCAGCUCCUACCCUUCUAGGGAGACUUGGAUAUAAGGAUCAGAGAGCCAAAUGUUUCUUUGUAAGGAAAAAAAAAAUUCCCUUCUGCAGAACCCAAGGCUGCCCUGCUAAUACAGAAGUUCCUCUUCUCUGUGUUACAGAACCAAGUGGAAGGGGCAGGAAUGUGGGGCCAGGCCUGCCCAAUGGGAACGAAAAUUACUCCAACGGUUUCUUUACAAUAUGUACAGAGCACGCUGUAAGCCAGCGCCACAGUUACAAAACACAUAACAAUAUUUAAAAACAAACAGGAACAGAGAUGGGCCCUUGGCUCCACCCCAUAGGAGUCUGGGAGGGUACAAUCAGGCUGAAAUUCAGAGUCAUCCUCUUGGUGGGGGUGACUCAGGUUAGGUGGGGUGAAGGUGUCCAAACCAACUACUUCCAAGGAUGAAAGGGAAGUCACUGCCCAGAGCCCUGCCCUCUGGGUUUAGCAGGAGGCAGAGGGAAUGAUGGGGAAAAGGGAGGCUGCCUGGGGGCCUGCAAAGUGGUCUAAAACAGUGGGUUUUGGGAAGGAUUCAACCCAACUUGAACAAAAACAACUGACAUGAAAGCCUAGAGGAGAGGUCUAUAGGUGAAAGGGGCUCCUCUUGGGCAAACGACCCUAAGCCAGGGCUCUUGGAAAGCAGCCUCUGCUGGGCAUUGUGCUUAUUGUCUUCCACCCCCAUGCCCCAAAUGGAGUCCGAGCCAAGUCCUUGCUCUUAAAUGGUCACUUUGGCACUCUGGUCACAAAUACCCUUCUCUAGCCUUAGGCUGGUGUAUGUCAGUCUUUCUCAAUCCAGAAGGUCAAGGAAAGAUAGCCAAGGAGCACAAAGGGAUGAUAACCUCAAAAGCAAAAUAAGAGCUAAAGCUCCUCAUACCUUGGGGAAGAAGUGACUCCAAUAAAGCUACCAAAUCAUGGUCACUUUCCCAGGGCAAAGAGCAUAAAGCUGGGCUGGUAGACUGCAUUUCUAAGGAGAGCAGAGAAAUGUCUGCUGCCUCAUAGCACAGCUCCACUGAGUACACUCUGGCUCUGAGGAGUAAUGGCUUGGAUGUGUUAUCUCAGGGUCUAAGGAACCCGUAACUUUCCAUGGCCAGUGGCCCCUAAAACAAAAACGUGUGUUAACAAAGAAACACAGCUGAUAUUGGCACACUUGGGGUUAUAGAUUGAGCUAUAUAAAAUCAUGUACUUGUAUACAGAGGAACUGGGCUGUAUAUAUUUGUGGCCCUAAAUGAGGAGGAUACUCAGAUGGCUGAAUGGACAGGACACCUCUAAGAACUGCUGGGUGCUCCUAGGGCCUCCCUCCUGGGCCUUGCCCGAAGGUGACCUGGCAGACUCCAAAGCUCCCCAUGCUGGGGGGAAUACUAUUUUACCUGCCUGAGUCUUAAGAGCCAAGCAGUGGAAAAGAGAAGGAGAGAUCAGCAUGGGGAUCCCCCUGGGAAAGGCACCAAGGGGUAAGGAGGAGAGAGAGAAAAGGGCAAGGAGUUGGGGGCUUAGAAGCAGCAGGACUUAGUGGGGAUGCAGGUUCUUUUUCACAGACUCCAUUCAUGCUCCAGCUCACUCCCAAGUAUCCCCAGGGAGCCCUGUGCUGGUGUUGGGACCUCAGCCCUCUGCCUGACAGGUAUCCCAGGGCCAUGGUGAGGCAAAUGCCUUGGUCUUCCUUUCCAGGCUAGGCUCUGAGCAUUUAUAUGUGCUCACAUGAGAGGGGAGAAGUCUUCAUGGGUGAAGACUUUGUUUUCACAAGUACAGAGAAAACAGCCCCCAAUUUCUUUCCUGAGAUUCUAAUUCCUCCACAUGCUGCCAGUUCCCAGGGCCCAAACUGCUGGGGAGAUGCAGGAUCUGGUGAUUGUGGUAAUGACAGUGACAGGGGUAUGGCUGCUGUGCUGUCUUCAGACCUUACCCAGUACUUGUGAGUCCCUCCCUGGGGGUGGGGGCUGGCACUGCUCUGGCAGCUGACCAGGGGCUUGGGGAAUGGAGCAGUUACUUCUCUGGGCUGAGGCCAUGUUCCCCUGGUUGCUCCCCGUGCCUUCAUCUCCACAGAGGCCACAACAGUCUCAACUGUGGCCAAGAGAAUAAAUAUUUUUGCUAAGUACCAGCUCUCCAGCUCCUGAGGAAGAGGGAGGGUUGGGGAGUCCAGGGAUCUGGUGGAGGUGAGAUAGCCAAGGGUCUGCCUUCGGUCAUGGUGGGAACGGCAAACAGGAUGAUCAACACCAUUUAACUGAUGUCUAAAUGGCACCUCCAGCACCUCCUUGGGCGAGCCAGUCCGGGCCCGUGAAGCUGACUUUAUCCGGGCACUUGGUGUUCUGCAAGGGAAACAUGGACAGAUAACCAGGCACUCAGCCUUUUGGUGUAACAACCACAAGGUGGCGCUCCGAGAAAACGAACUGCAGGGAGGCCACUCCUGGCCCCAAGGGACACCUGUGUUCCACAGCGCUCCUCAGACGCACAUGGCUUAAUGGGAGGCUUGUACAAGAGGCCUGGCCGGCGGUCCACCAUUUCCAGACCACUGACCCCACAUGGCUUUCCCUCACUUAGGCUCCACAGGGAUUCUGUGAUACCUAUCAACUAUCCCUGUUCUAGGUGUUUGUCCCCAGUUAAAAAGUGACUUACCAUUCUCACCUCCGUGGGGGUGGGUAGAGUGAGGGAGUGGAGCCUUGCUGGCUGGCAACAAUGGCUGUAGAAGAAAGCCCUGAGUGAGAGAGGACGGCAUGUUUAGUGUAACUCUCCGAGAACUCUCUGAUUAAACACUUUCUCUUUAUUAGAUGGGAGGGUAUUGGGAGGAGUUUCUCCUUAAAUUCCUGGCUCCACUGAGUUUUGGGGUGCUGACAGAAUAAAAUCUGAUACUUGGCCAGAGAGAGUGGCUGCGGAUAGUAUAGUAAAGCUCUAUUUUUCAGCUGCUUCUCUCUGGCUGUGGGAACACCUGGUCCUUAUUCUUCUGAAUAUCAAAGCCAAUUUUCUAGAGUAGUUUGAGAGUCCCUAAGCUCCAAGGGAAGAAAUAUCUGUCAUAUGCUUUAAUGACUGUCUGAAGAAGGCUAAGAUCCUGGGCAGAUUAGAAGCUCAACAAGAGACAAAAAAAAAAAAAAGGAUUCUUGCUGGGGGUCCUGUGCUGUGGGCAAUGCUACUAUGCUACUGGGACGGAGUCAAAAAGAUAGGUGGUGGUGGGGUGGCACCUGGCUGGCUUAGUCAGUAGAGCAUGAGACUCCUGAUCUUCAGGUUGUGAGUUCAAGUCCCAUGUUGGGUGUAGCGACUACUUAAAAAAAAAAAAAAAAGAAAA